AUGGAGGAUCUCAAUUUAUAUGGCAAAAUCCAUUGGGUGAGCCCAAAUGGGCGACCGGCAGCGGAGCCAAAAUGCGGUUUUGCGGGCGAGAAAUGCAUUAGUUAUACAGGCGAAAUAUCAGCUGGUAUUGCUGGCGGUGCUUUGCUGCUACUCGGUAUUAUAUCGUUGGUUUUGUAUCGUAAUUGGCGCUAUGAACAGGAAUUGGAUAGUUUGUUGUGGAAAAUUGAUUUUCGUGAAGUGCAAAUGCAUGAAAGCGAAAAGGAAACAUCUAGUCAAAAACAAACAAGGUCCACACAUCCGCUGAUACGCACCAGCCAGGUGAGCUUAAGCUCUAAUCCAGAUGCUGAUUUUCGUUAUACCACAAUUUUUACGCCGAUCGGGCUCUACAAAAAUCAGUUGUAUGCGAUCAAAAAAGUACGAAAGAAAUCUGUGGAUAUAACGCGUGAAAUGAAGAAGGAAUUGAAGCUGCUACGCGAUACACGCCACGACAAUAUAUGCGCUUUCAUUGGUGCCUGCACAGAUCCGCCCAACAUUUGCAUCAUUACAGAGUAUUGUACAAGAGGCAGCUUGAAGGAUAUCUUGGAGAAUGAGGACGUCAAGCUGGACAACAUGUUUAUUGCUUCAAUGGUCGCUGACAUUAUACGCGGUGUCAUCUACUUACAUGAAUCGCCCAUUCGUUUUCAUGGCUCGCUAUGCACCUCCAACUGCCUCAUCGACUCACGCUGGGUGGUUAAACUGACCGAUUUCGGGUUAUUCGCCUUCAAAAAGGGUAUGGAGGAUAGCUCAACGGAAGUGCCAAACAUGACAGCUAAGUGUACAAAGCUACUCUACCGCUCACCCGAACUGCUGCGGCAAGGACCCGCCACACUCGUGCCCGGCACGCAGAAAGGUGACUCCUACUCCUUUGGCAUUGUACUCUACGAAAUUCACGUACGUCACGGCCCAUUCGGCGAAACCGGUCUCACUCCAAUGCAGUGCCUACAAAAAGUGCUCCAACCGCAAGAUCAUCUCUACCCCUAUCGGCCGUCGCUACAACCGCUGGAGACCUCCUUCGAUUGCGUGCGUGAAAUUCUACGCGAAUGUUGGUCUGAACGCGCCGAAGACCGGCCGGACUUCAAAACAAUACGCGCCAAAUUGCGUCCUCUACGCAAGGGUAUGAAACCGAAUAUCUUCGAUAAUAUGAUGGCUAUGAUGGAGAAGUAUGCAAAUAACUUGGAAGCGCUCGUAGAUGAGCGCACCGAUCAGUUGCAAGAGGAAAAGAAGAAGACUGAUGCGCUGUUGUUGGAAAUGUUACCACGCCCCGUGGCGGAGCAGCUGAAGAAGGGCAACAAAGUAGAUCCGGAGAGUUAUGAGCACGUGUCGAUAUACUUUAGUGAUAUUGUGGGUUUCACCGCAAUGUCAGCGGAGAGCACACCAUUGCAGGUGGUGGACUUCUUGAACGACUUGUAUACCUGUUUUGAUUCCAUAAUCGGACAUUACGAUGUGUAUAAAGUGGAGACAAUUGGGGACGCAUACAUGGUGGUAUCCGGUCUACCAAUCCGCAAUGGCGAUCUGCACGCCGCCGAAAUCGCUUCGAUGUCACUUCACCUACUCAGCGCAGUGUCCGAGUUCAAAAUACGUCAUCGACCCACAAACAAACUACUACUUCGCAUAGGCAUUCACACCGGACCGGUGUGCGCCGGCGUGGUUGGUUUAAAAAUGCCACGUUACUGCCUAUUCGGUGACACUGUGAACACUGCCUCGCGCAUGGAAUCCAGCGGUGUGCCACUGAAGAUACACUGCAGUCAGCAGUGCCGCGAGUUGCUGGAGAAGUUGGGUGGCUAUCAUUAUCAAGAACGCGGUGUCAUUUCGAUGAAGGGCAAGGGUGAUCAGCGCACCUAUUGGCUGCUGGGCGAGGAUGAGGACGCGCGCAAUAAGCGCAACUAUGAACGCUCGCAACGACGCGGCUCGCGUGCGCUCAACAAAUUCAUACAGGGCACCAUCAAGCAGAACAAUCAGCAGCAGAUAACGUCCGCUAUGGUCGACUAUGGCAUACGUUCGUCGUUGAAAAAUAAAGCUAUGCCACGCAACUCGCUCACGCGCUCAUCCAGCUUAGAGUCGCCGAAGAAACUGCGCUUCGCCACUGGCAGUCUGCUCGAACAUCAUCGGUAUCACAGCGAUGAGGCGCUAUUGGAGGUCAUCACCGAUUCUUAUACAGGCGUGCGACGCUCUUCUGGCGGUUCGAACCAUUCGCGCUACGAGGAAUCAACACUCUCCUGCGGCAGCGCUGAAGAGCUCACCAGCUGGCAACGUCAGCGUAGGCCCUCCUCUUACCCAACAGCCAAUACGCCGCUGUUGCUCAAUCAUGUGGAGACUUGACAGCGAUUGAAGGCGGAGCAAAGUGACCACAGGGAGUGUACGAUAUAGCAUGGAGUGUCUGUUCUGUGGUCUCCAAGUGGGAAAAAAAUCAAAUACAGGAAUUAGUAGACUAUUUUGAAAAAAAAAAAAUGUAUUCGAGAAGUUAACAAAUUGUAACUUGUUAACUGCUUUCAUUGUAGUAUUCCUCAGCAGUAGGAUGUAGAAAAUUUCAAUAUUAAUGCAAUGAUGCAUUUUUAGUAG
Messenger RNA from Rhagoletis pomonella (apple maggot), 2598 nucleotides. RefSeq names its product speract receptor. The transcript is spliced from 10 exons. Gene Ontology annotation, molecular function: guanylate cyclase activity; protein kinase activity; peptide receptor activity. The coding region runs from base 1 to 2358 and encodes 785 amino acids. NCBI's taxonomy places the organism in Eukaryota, Metazoa, Arthropoda, Insecta, Diptera, Tephritidae. The record is from RefSeq and is a predicted model, not a curated record. Gene Ontology annotation, biological process: protein phosphorylation; cGMP biosynthetic process; intracellular signal transduction.